Messenger RNA from Drosophila hydei, 1626 nucleotides. It is a transcript of the gene M6, whose product is annotated as neuronal membrane glycoprotein M6-a. The coding region runs from base 447 to 1193 and encodes 248 amino acids. Gene Ontology annotation, biological process: neuron projection development. Gene Ontology annotation, cellular component: plasma membrane. The transcript has 4 exons. The record is from RefSeq and is a predicted model, not a curated record. NCBI's taxonomy places the organism in Eukaryota, Metazoa, Arthropoda, Insecta, Diptera, Drosophilidae.
UUGACAGUGCUGCACAGUUUGUUUUAAGUUUGCUUUAUUUUAUUCCUGAGCUUACGAGCUCAGUAAUAAAUGUGCGUUCCUAAGAAAAAUUAAAUAUAUAUAUCUCAAAUGAAUUACAAAACAUAAAGUGUAAUUCAUAAAUCCCAAUUAUUAUUUAGUGGUUGGCAUGUCUCUUUUGGCUUAGUCGCGCAGAGUCUGGCCCAUAGCUCAAAAACUGGUUUCUGUUGACUUCGUUCGUGCGUACCAGCUAACACCUCCAACCACAUUCAUUCAGUGCCACACACAUACACACUCAAUCUUAUAGCGUUCGUACACAUGUAAACAAAUUAACUGUAAACAACUGCAAGACCAAGCCCGCGUAUUAUCCUGCCAGCAAAGCUGCUUGAAUUGUUCUUGAUUUGCAACUUUUAAAUAAUUUAAAGAAGAGGAUAUUUAACCAAAUCAAAAUGCCGGACUGUUGCCAAUCAUGUAUGGCUCGCAUACCCUAUGCAACGCUAAUUGCAACACUUAUGUGCCUGCUGGGCGUUGGCAUAUUCUGUGGCACAAUGUAUCGAGGAGCAUCGCUAACAGUUAUUAUGAUGGAUCAAGUCUUCCACCUGCGACUAAUAUGGAUCGAGGCCGUACAGAUGAUAUUUGUUAUAAUUGCCGCUGGCAUGGCUGCUCUUGGUUUUAUGAUAUUGUUUGUGGGCUUUCUAGCAACGGGUGCGACACGCUAUAAGGUUUACCGGGCGUGGCGAUCACGCGUCGGCGGUCGCAUCUCCUGUGCAGUGCUAAUGGGCAUUACGUAUCUACUUAACUUCGUGUGGACGCUCAUUUUAUGCUUCUUGGUUGUAGUAACAUUUAUUUACACCAUGUUCUGGAACAUGUGUUCGAGUGUCGAGCACUCGCUAAGCUGCAUUGAUUUGACACAAUUUCAUUUCAUGUUUCCACCAAACACGAAGCUUGAGGACAUGAAAGUAUGCGAAAAGUACGAAAUCAAGGCAUUCUGCAAGGAUGGCGUUGAGAACGCUGAGGUUAUGUUCAUUCUAGCUACGCUGUCCACGCUUUUGGUCAUUCUAAGUCUUGUGCACUAUCUGAUGUGCCUUUCUGCCAAUUACGCGCACAUUCGUGAUCAUGAGAAGUUCCAGGAACUGCAAGAAAUACAAAAUCUUAACGAACUAGAAUAUAGCGCUACAUCGAAAGAUCGCUUCUAGGAUUUAUUUAAAACUAUUCGAUUCGAGCUUCAUCAAAGAAGCACAAAGACACAGAAAUGCAACGAAAUUCAUCUAUAGCUUUAGGAGUUUUGUUUUUAUUCGAAAAUUUGAGUAAUCUGUUUUGUUCUUUAAGAUAUUAUUGCUUAAUUUAUUGUUCAAUAUAUUUUAAUAUAAAUUUAGGCACAUAAUGCCAAUGAAAGACACACAAAUUUACACACUUUUAGAACUGUAUUUAUAUAUACAUCUACAUCAUAUAAGUAUCGCAAUUAUGAACAGUGUAACUUUUCCUGCCCACCACUGCGAAACAUUCCAAUAGAGGUUUUAAACUAAUCUAACGUUCAAAUGUUCUUACAAUGAACGAAAGAAUAUAUUUUCCGUCCACAAAUGCUUAUUUGUAAUUGGCUUAGAUCACCCUAAAUAUCAGAAUUAUUUU